CAUUAUGAUGAUCAAGCUGGAGCAUGACAAUGCGCGCCGUGUGUGUCUGACGUAGGCUGGCGGAGGAGAAAAACACAGACAACCCUCCAACCCUGAGAGAUAGAGAGAGGGGGGGAGAAAGAAAUAUAUAUAUGUGUAUAUAAGAGGAGGUAUAGCGGGUGGUUGUUUUCAGCGGUGCUCCACACACAGAUGGAGGUAGGGCUGAGGAUGCACAAUAGAGCAUCUCACACACCGUGUUUAAUUGCGGAUUAGAGGAGGAGGAGGAGGUGGUUGAGGAGGAGGGGGGAGCACAACAAGGAAGGCAAAGGAGACGCUCUUUAUUAUUGGGAGAAAAGCGGAGGGGGGAGACAGAGACAGCGUGUGCCCGGAGACGGUACAGACCGUGGCGGGGGGGACGGGAGAGAGGAGCACACCGACACCGACAGUCGGCAGCGUCGCUCGGAUGGUGUUGUUGUUGCUCCGGACGCGGCGACGAUGCGGCCACACUGCUGGGUGAUGGUAGCGCUGGCGGGGAUCAUGUCGUACUUCAGCCCGGAGAGAGCCCUCGGGGCCCCGCAGAGGGAAGUUUCUCAGUCCAGGGCUGCGUCCCUCUCUCCUCCACCCUACGUCGUCAUCCUCAUCUCUUGCUCGGGGCUCGUCUCUUUUGUUCUGCUGCUCCUGACCUGCCUGUGCUGUAAGAGAGGAGGAGUGGGGUUCAAUGUAAGUCUUCAACAUGAGUUCGACAAUGCAGACGGGGAGGAGUGCUCUGGAGGCUCCAGUCCCAUCCAGGAGGACAGCCUGUCGUCAUGUCCCUCCCUCCCUGAGGUUUACACCUUGCCAGUCAGAGACAGGCCCAACUGCCCCGCCCUGCAGGAUGGAGCAGACUCCAAGUCUCAGUGCUUCAAAAGACACGCUUUAAACUACCUUCAGGAGAUUGGAAAUGGCUGGUUCGGAAAGGUGAUCCUGGCUGAAGUGCUGUGUGACUGCAGCUCCUCUCAAGCCGUGGUGAAGGAGCUGCGUGUCAGUGCCAGCCCUCUGGAGCAGAGGAAGUUUUUGGCUGAAUCUGAGCCAUACAGGAGCCUUAAACAUCCCAACAUCCUUCAGUGUUUGGGGCAGUGCAGUGAGAGCAUCCCCUUCCUCCUGGUGAUGGAGUUCUGUCAACUGGGUGACCUGAAGAGAUAUCUGAGAGCCCAGCGGAAGUCAGACGGGAUGACCCCUGACCUGCCGACUAGGGACCUCUUGACUUUGCAGAGGAUGGCUUUUGAGAUCACCUCCGGUCUGCUGCACCUCCAUGAAAACAACUACAUCCACAGUGAUCUGGCGCUAAGAAACUGCCUGCUGACCUCAGACCUCACUGUGAGGAUAGGCGACUAUGGCCUUUCACACAACCAUUAUAAGGAGGAUUAUUACCUAACUCCAGACAAGCUGUGGAUCCCUCUACGCUGGAUUGCUCCUGAGCUCCUGGAGGAGUACAGAGGAUCUCUUAUAGUUACAGACCAAACCAAGACCAGCAAUGUGUGGUCCUUGGGGGUGGUUAUAUGGGAGCUGUUUGAGUUUGGCUCUCAGCCUCACAGACACCUGAGCGACGAAGAGGUGCUGACCUUUGUCAUUAGGGAGAGACAGAUCACGCUGGCCCAGCCCAGACUCAAACUCUCCCAUGCAGACUACUGGUAUGAGAUCAUGCAGUCCUGCUGGCUACCUCCAUCGCAACGCCCUUCUGUAGCGGAGAUAUUCCUCCUCCUCUCCUCGCUCCUGGCUGCCGAGCGAGGAAUGACGAGGGGGAGUGUCGGGGAAGAAGAUGAAGAGGAUGAGGAAUAUGAGGAGGGCAGAGGAAGGAGAGGGGAGAGCGAGGAGUCGUUUGAAAGACGCUGGGACUUACUCCGUCCCCCUGCCUUCCAGACUGCAGCAAACGAGCGGCAAAGGGAGAGAGACUACGGCAGGGAAGACAGAGACAACUCCUACCCGCUACUGGACCCUGUGGGGAACUGUAUCACGCCGUCCUCGUCUGAACUGGAUGACAUCCUGACAGUUACUGAAACUAGCAAAGGCUUGAACUUUGAGUAUUUUUGGGAAAAGGCCCAUGCCAGACGAGGCUACAAACCUCUUCCACCUCCUCAGCCAAUCCCGACUGUGAACAAUAACCACAGACAGUCUUUGGACACUCCCACUGUGGUCCCAGUGAUAAGCGCCCGGAGUCCGUCCCUCGCCAGCGAGUACUACAUCAGAUUAGAGGAGCACACUCCCCAGGACAAGUCGCCAACUCUUAAAGGGAAGACCCAUGCCUCUUUCCGCUCUGACUCGAUUUCGGCUGGAGACAUGGAGCUGGUGGAGAUUCGCAGUGGAAUGCUGGGAAAAGAGCGAGUCCCUUAUUGUUCUUCUGACAAGUGUGGAAAGGGCCUCCAGACUGUGAGAUCAAGCGAGGUUCAACUCCAGGUGCCUAACACAGGUGUGGCUGAAUUCAGAGACACUUCGAGCAGAGUGACUGACUUCUCAGUCGUCGAUUUAGGGGACGAUGAUGAAGAGGAGAGGAAAAAGAGCAGCGAGGCAGAUAAAAAAUCGUCCACGAGUUCUCAAGCCCCGGUCCUUCCUCCUAAGCCUCGCUCUAUGUCCAUGUCAUCAGCCAACCACCUUCACUCACGCCCACUCCCUGCCCCUCCGCUCGGAUAUAGAGGACUGCCUCACUACAGCAUCACUGGAAAAAUCGAAACAGAUCCCCAUCACAUGAGCAGCUGCCCACCUUCUACCUUCGAUCACCUGGGGCUCCAUCGGGCCAGACAGACUCUACCCCCAUCACCGUCCCUUUCCCCCUCCCUCCCCCCAUCGAGCCAUCCGAUUUACCCCCAGCCUCCUCAGAUGUGUCCUCCACCUCUCCCUCCCCACUCCAAACCCCAAAGAACCUGCCCCAGUUACAACACAGCAGACAGUUAUUCAAGAUACAAUAAGCCGCAGAUACAGAGAUCCAAUAAAGACCCACUAUCCUGUGACUUGUCUGAGAGAGAGGGUGGUACCAGGCACUCAUUACACAACUCCAGGGAGACUUCUCAUUCUCGUGCAAAAGACUUUGACUCUCCCAUACGUCGAGAAAACCCUUUGCGUCCUAUUUAUCGCAAUUUACCCCGCCCUCAGCCCACAAACCCCCAAAUUGACAGACAGUCUUCAUCCAGUCCCACCUACUCGGAUGAGGAUGACUCUCCAUUCAUGUCCCCUGAAAGACCCAGCGGUGGGACUACUGUCACUCACUCCAGCCUAUCUGAAGAUGCAGACCCGGGCUGUGCAGAACUCUUCUCCAGGGGGAUGAAAAGGACUCAGUCACGCCUUGACACCAUCCUACCUAACAUUUGGAAGGAGGAUGCUGAACUUCAGGCAGAACGUGUGGCCGCUGCCAAGAAAUCCCCCAUGCAUCUGUUUUUGACAGAAAUAUCUAGCGUGACAGAGUCUAGUGAGUCCAAGUCAGAGGCUUCAUGGGAGGAUGAGGAGAAGGAGGAAAAAAGAGAUGGAGAGAGAUGGGGCAACUUUUUACAGCCUAACAGAGGGAUGCGACGCUCCCAGUCGCUGAUCACGGAGCUGGGGUCAUGGGGGCCAGAGAAAUGCAACAGCAGAUCGGGAGCCACGGAGGACAUUACGAUCACUAAAGAAUCAUUCCAGAGGGAUCUUUUCCUGACAGAAAUCGACACAGGAAGGAUGGACACAGACGUACAGGGAGGAUUAGAAGGCGAUCCAGUAAAAUACCUCUAUCCUGCAGGAUCCAGAUUGCGACCCUACGUCUGUGCUCCAGGUCUUCCCUCUUACACUGAAGCUGAGGAAGCCUAUUCAAAGGGUAUACGGAGAUCCCGCUCUCUCCUUUCUGAGAUCACCAUCGGGAAGCAGGAGUCUGAACAGCAGCAGACUGAGAAGGGGCCUCGGAGAACAGAAAUGACCAGAGAGGAGUUCCUGAAGGAGAUCCAAUCAGCGGAGACCUUCCUGACUGAAAUCAUAUCAAGACAAAACGCCGCCACAAACAAAAAGAAAACAGACUCGUCUUACUCCCCUACUCCACUGUCUCCUGAAUAUGAGUCCAUAUGCAUUGACCCAAACUCCGCUCAGACCAUCAGAUUUCAGUCAGAGAUCUCCAUGCGAGCAAAAGGUAAAGAUGACCCACAAACUGAGGCCAUCUACGCCCAAGUGACCAAGCGUGCUAAAAAGAGCGAGAUAAAGAUUUCGAUGAGACCUGAGAUCCCAAUCCUUCACAUAGGAUCCAAUAAACAGCCUCUCAAGGCGGACAGUCAAGAAAGCAAUGCUGACCACUGCCAAUCUGGUGAGUUUGUGUUUUCAGAAAUCAUGCCCAAGAACGGUCUUCUGCAUAACCAAACACUUUCAUGUCAGAAAGAAGCGGAGGAGUGUUCAGACGGCCCUGCCUUACCUGCCAGAGGAGAGCAAACAGAUCUCUUAGAGCACCCUCCUCCUGAGCUCACGGAAAGUGUUAACGAAUCCAACACUGUGCUACUGCGUGAGAACAAAUCACUAAUUACAAAUGAAACAGAUAGUCAGAAGGCUGCUAUUAUAGGAAAUGGGGAGAUAAUGAAAGAUAAGCUACAGGCCAGCAGCCCCGAGAGAGGAGAUCAAACAUGUGGGAAGACUGAUAUCACAUCACAUGAUCCUGACUGCAGCGAUAAAGUUUCUGCAGUAGACUCUGAACUCAUCGCAGCAGAUUUGGGUUCUCAAAAUGAUGAAAAUUUACCUCAGCACAACGACACCGAUGAAGAAAAGCACUGUCACAUUGCUCAAAAGGCACCCACUCCCGCUGGCACUCCAACCACUCCAGACUGGGACCCGUCCACUGAUGUCUCACUCAUCACCCCUACUGACUCAGUCCUGUCACCUAUGACUUCCAACUCAGCCGACUGCCUCACACCUAGUGACUCAUGGAUGAGCAGCGGAGGAGGAGGAGGAGUUGGAAAUGGUGGGUGGCGAGCUCUGGGAAAUGAAACGCCACAUCGAGACUCUGCCUAUUUCUCAGAUAGUGACUGGGAGGGGGACGGGUUAAACAGGAGGAGCAGUGAUGGACUUAUCACCCCCAGGCCGAGUAGUGCUCGUGGCGGGGAUCGAGGGACGUUGACAGGGAUAGAGGAAAAAACUGAGGAGGAGGGAGAGAUGGGAGAAAAGAGCCCCUUAAAGAACAGUAUACAGAUGUCAGAGAAGACGACGAUUGAAAGUGUCCUAGGUUCAAAUGAUCCAGAAAAUGCCGUCUCUCAUUUAGGUGAUGACAAAGAUAAACUAAACAAAGGGCUGGAGUCAACACAGAGAGACGAUUCUGGCAUUUUCCCAAUCGAGAAUAAAAAGUCCACAAUGCAGUGUGAUGAUCCUCAGGCCAUGGACUGUGUUGACUUAAUUGAUACGUUGUUCUCAAAAUUAGAUGAUGAGUCACUGAAAGGGCUCCCACACAGCGGUGGGUAUCCGAUAGACAACCACUUCACAGGGGGCAUCAUUGCUCAGAUAACAGACUCUGCAGAGAACGAUUUAAAUCUACAUUCCAAGACCAUCGCUGAGGCAAACGUUUUGAUCGAGUCUGUAUCUGACAGCCAGUCCAAGGAUUGUGUGUUAAGGCCCAACAACAAUGAUUACACAAGUGCUACAGAGAUGGAUAUUGAUCUCACUGCACUGAACUCCCUCAAAUGUGGAAAUGACACUGAAGAUUCUGUACCACCAACACAAUCUGACAACAGAGAGUCGAGAUUAUCGAAGUUGUAUGGCAUUCAAACCACUGAUGCCACGCUUAGCGAUGAACCCCUGUCAGUAGUGGAGCCAAGUGAUGAUGGCAAGUCUGUCUAUGAUAAAGUGAGUGGUCUGAUGUGUCCCUCUUGGGCCGAGGCAGGUGUUGAAGAGGCUGAGGGACAUGAAGAGAGGCCUGGUCUAGAUCACAACGAGCUGGGCUUAAGAAACCUGCGCUGCUUAGACGGCAGCGAGGACAAGAAGGUCACAACAGAGACGGAGAAACAGCUGGCUGCCGCAGAGCUGAGUAAUGCCAUGAAGGAAAAGUCACCCCUGAGAGGAACUGCAAGUCGGAUGGACUCUCCUAACAAUGCGGAUAGAGACUCCUGCGAGGGCCUGGAUGUGAAAACGAAAGAGUUAUGGAGCGCCAUGGAGGAGGAUGAAGAACGUACAGGAUCCGGUGUGGUUAGGGGAGAGUUUGACUGCCACCGUUUUUCACAGUCAGGAGGGGAUUUACGCUUGUGGCCUGAUGAAAAUGACCAGUGGGCCUCUCCAGAAAGAAGGUGCCAAGACACUGAACUAAGAUCUGAAUUUUUCUCUGGGUUCAGUAAUAAGGCCUGGGAGGUUGGGGAGAGGCUCGUCGUGGGUCAGGAAUUUUGGGAGACUGAAGAAAACGAUGAACUUGCAGGAAGCGAACCUCACCCUGCCGUCUUGGAGGGCUGUGAAGAAACCUGGAACGAUGAAAUGCAAGGAUUCACCGUGAAAGAAAAGUGGGCCUCUAAAGAUGGUGAUGACCAAGAGACUGUCCAAGUGGUGGAUAUACAACAGGAAGAAAACAUUGAGAACAUCGAAGAAAUUGGCAGCUUUAACAAAGACCUGAAGAGAGAAAUCUCAGACAUUGAAGUAGAGAAUAUAGAAAUCCCGGAGCAGGAGACCUUGGAGCAAGGAGAUAGUUCGUCAUGCGCAGAGACAGUUAGAGACGGGGAAGGUCUGCUAGACUCCACAGGGACAGAGGAGAAUCAAAAUUUUAACAGAUGGCCCCAGAAUCACCUCUGUGAGAUCCAAAAAGAGGAGCAGACAUCAGCUGAGCUUGUUGACAAAGAAACAAGCUCGAAUUUAGAGUUCAGUCACGCUUUAGAGAAUAAAAUCUCAAAUAUAUCCAUCUGCAUCACUGAAGCUCCUCACAUAAACUUUGCAGACCUGGAAAAUGUUGAGUCAGGCUUAGAGUCAGAGGCUGAAAUGAGACCAUGGCAAUACAUAGAAGAGGGAGUGAGCAUCAUGAACGUAGAAGAAGAUUACAGAGACACAUCUCUUCCAUCCGAAUCCAUCUCUUGCCCCAAUGACCUUGAUGUACAGGAGGAGAUAGAUCAGUCAUAUCCACAGGUAGACAAUUUCAGCUCGGUAGAUUUCCCCAGCCCUCCACCAAGCAUAGACCUUGAUGUGCAAGAUGAUAAAUUGGAGAGUUUAGACGACUCUUUUCCUAGUCCACCACCAUCUGUUAUAGAGGCAGAGGAGUUUAUUAGUCACAUUAAUCUAGAGGACUUUAUUACUAGCACCGAGACAGAGACGUAUAUUUCCCCAACUCACAACACAGAUGUCUCAGAGCCACCUGCUACAACUCAGAGUAUAGGGAUCUCAGCCAACCUGAACCUCCCCUCUGUGCAUGUAACACUGGCCGAUGAGAGCAACCUUACACCCGACAUAGAAAAGCAGGACGAACAUAAUAAUCUGUUCCAGAAAACAUCAUCUGCAAACUCAUCCUCUCCACAAGUUCCCCUCAACAAUCUCCCAGAACUGCUGAUUUCUGAGUGGAAAGAUUUGGAUGAGGAGCCUCUGGAGGAUUUUGAAAAACUCGAACAGUUGUGUUGUAUAUCUGGGGAUGAGGAGGACUCUCUGGGUGACCUUUUUCUGGGAAACCUGGAACUCCUGGAGUCUUUGAAGAAAACACCCGAUCAGAAAAGCAGCAUUGUUAGUGAUAGUAAUACAUGUGAGGAGAUGUGUGGCUCCACUCCACUCACUGAGGGGAGCAGGGUGGAUUUGAAGGAGGACGGGAUCUCUGAUAACUCUGAUGAGCUGGCAGAGUCUGCACCACAUGUGAUCCUGGAUGCUCAGGACAAAUUGUCACCUCAGGAGGAGAGGAAUGACAGCCAGAGAUCCCUAAACCAAACAUCUGAAGUCAAAGACCAGGGAUCUCUCUCCAAGAUGACAACAAAGAAUGGCCUCAUGAUGCAGGUGUGUGAGGAGAGGUUGCAGUUCUCCCUCUGUGAAAAUGUGAAAACAAAUGUGCUUUGGGGGUCGAGUGUUAAAGACACAGUGAUGCUUCGGCCCUGGGGAGAACAAAUCACAGAGAACAGCGCUGAGCUGGUCACUGUGAAAGAGCAAAAAGAGGAUGAAAGCAACGAGGAGCAGGAAACUUCGCCCAGUAUUCAGCCGCACAUCGAGUCCGAUGAAACUAAAGCUGAGCCGCUCACUGUGAUUGAACAACCUGAGGUCGCCAUGCCACAGCCUACUGCAAACCAGGCAAUGAAAGCAAAACUAGCUCGUCUGUCCCUCGCCCUUCCUCCUCUUGCUCUGACUCUUCCCCUCACGCCCACCGGUAAAGGAGGAUUUGGAGACGGUGCGCUUGGAAAUCGGAUCGGAAGACGGAGAGGUCUUUCCUCUGGAAGCGACCCUGACGAUGAGGAGGAGGAUGAGCAGGAGGAUGAAAGUUCCCGGAGAGUGAUUGUUGUCACAGAAACAGACGUGGACAAACGUGUCGGGCUGAGGAGUCUGCUGAAAUCACCCAAGGAGCCGAUGGACCGAGAGAAGGACAGAGGACGAAAUGUGUCCUUUUUUGAUGAUGUCACGAUCUAUCUUUUUGAUCAGGAAACUCCAACUAAUGAGCUGAGCACUUCAUCGCCCACCACUCCAGCUCCAGUGGCUGUCAAAAGCACCAAGUUGGAUUUGCGUGGGCCAAACAUCAAGAGCAAAGAAUCAAAAAGGAAAGAGGAUUUAUCAAUCAAACCAAGGUCACCUGUGGGGGCCAAUCCAGUGACAUCAUCACGCUUCACUGUCAGUCCUGCCAACGACCCCCACUUGGUGUGAAGUUAUGUAUGUCAGCGUGGGAACCUUUAGGGCUGAACCCUCUUGGACUGGCCCAUGAAUUAACCCCAACAACCAGCCAUUCACCCAGAGGCUAUUUUUUUAUUGAAUAGGCAACUGAAAGAAUGAGACUCCCGUUCGAAAAGCUGGACACAUUCCAGGUUUUACCAGCGACAGGAUUUUGUAUGACAGGGGUUGUUGUUGCUCCUGCCUGCCACUAUUUACAGAGUUUAUUCAUAGCCCUUCGGCUACAAAAGUCUUUGGAAAAGGCAGCAUAUGCUAGGAGAAGAGGAACCUGGAGCUUUGUAAAAUCUGAAACAGAUUUGACAGCUAUGCAGUGGGAGUCUUGCUGUGUACCAGCUUCUCUUUUCCUGCUUCAUUUUGUUGUAUUAUUCCCCACGGAUGUGCGAUGGGAAUACUCUUUCUUUAGUCAUUCAUCUGUCUAUGUAAAUGCUUGGAUUCAAGUCCUCUCUUUAUUAAAGACGUUUUUCAUCGCAGUCAGUCAGUUGUUCUUGUAGGCAGCAGUUUGGAACAGAAAUCGCUUGACUCCUGUAUUUGAGAAUACUCAUUUGCAUUUGUACAAAUAUCAUAAUACAAGUGUAUACAAUAUCAUUUUAGAGCUGUUUACUUUUAGAUGUAUUCUUAGACUGCACGAAAAAUGAAACAAGCUAUGCUUCUUUAUACUUUUAGU
Molecule: messenger RNA, 9439 nt
Organism: Larimichthys crocea (large yellow croaker)
Lineage: Eukaryota; Metazoa; Chordata; Actinopteri; Sciaenidae
Gene: lmtk3
Product: lemur tyrosine kinase 3
Exons: 16
Coding region: 475-8751 (2758 amino acids)
Biological process (GO): protein phosphorylation
Molecular function (GO): protein kinase activity; ATP binding
Source: RefSeq, a predicted model, not a curated record